This is a messenger RNA of Puccinia graminis f. sp. tritici CRL 75-36-700-3, 1554 nucleotides long. RefSeq lists its product as uncharacterized. The record is from RefSeq and is a predicted model, not a curated record. NCBI's taxonomy places the organism in Eukaryota, Fungi, Basidiomycota, Pucciniomycetes, Pucciniales, Pucciniaceae. The transcript is spliced from 11 exons. Bases 1 to 1554 code for a protein of 517 amino acids.
AUGCCAAAGCAGGACUUUAACUCUGGAAAAUUACCAGGGAACGUUGAUAAAGAUUUUGUUCGCGAAAUUUUGAGCUUCAUUUUAAACUUGAGUCCGACACCUUCGAAAGAGAACAUACCAGCGGUAAUCCGAGAUUACUUAAAAAGUCGAUUUGUAUCCUCCAUCCAUGCCGUAGUAGGAUCCGACACAUCUAAUCUAAUAACCGCGGGGUUAAUCCUUUGUUUUUUAUCCUUUAUUUUUCAGCUUACCUGGUUUGUACUCGGACUGAGAUACUCCAGAUUAUCGAAUUCUUAUUGGCUUGUGCGGAACAAUGAGCUUGGCGUCUUUGUGCCCAACACUCGAUUUCUGAUGGCUAUCUUGAGUCUAUCUUUUACCCUUCUUCUGGUCAGUGAAACAGUUUUGUUAAUACUAGACAUAAAUGGAAUCUCGACAUUCAAGGAUCGGACCAUCAUAGCAGGCUUCAAGUGGAUGCCGUUGUGGUUGUCCAGCUGGGUUUAUGUUUGGGGAAUGGGAAGCAGUAUUUAUACCACUUAUUCGCAACUUCCCAAAGGCAUAAUUGGAAAGCUCGUGGGAUAUAAACGUUCUGCGCUAGCUUUUAAUGCUAUGGCUCUUGGCUCUUUGGUUCUGAUUGUAAUUUAUGAAACCGCCACGGUAGUUUAUGCUGGGUAUGGCUUGAUAUCUCUCCUGGAUUCCUUCGACCAAAUUUCUGCUCGAUUUGAGGCGAUGGCAGCCGUCUAUGAUCCGGCAAAGUUUACGAUUGAGAAUGACCUUCUCCCAGAACUUCCGGGGCUUCUAGAAUUGACUGCCGCAUUUGCGAUUUGGCUUGAAGAUUUUCGUUUUCUGUUGUAUUCGAGGCUGGCAUGGUUUUUUGCUUUCAUAUGCAUUUCCUUGCCACUAUAUUAUAUAUAUUUUCAGAUCAUCCACAAGAUGCAGAUCUACCGGAACAGCAUCUCUCUGAAAACCUAUUCUAGCAACAUGCCAUCAUUAGGGCAGCCCACGUUAGAUGAAGAGUACGGCAUCGAUAUGCGAUGCCCAAGUCCAAGCUUCGGGUCCUCCUUUCGGAAGUUUAUUUUCUCUGAUAACACUCAUCUCAUUUUGGCUGCGAUUUUGUCACUGGUUCACGCGCUAGUUGAGGUUAUUCUGAUGAUUCGAUUCAUGUAUGUUCUGAAGAAGUCCGGAAAUGUCAGUGCGCAAGUGACGUUGUUAAGCAAGGCGACAGUAAUGAACAAUUUCAUAUUCGCCUUCACCGGACUGUUCUCGAGUUGGAUCUUCUUCACAAGGUCACGUUUAGAUUACUCCAGAGCCAUGUCGCAAAUCGACAAUCAGGUGACAAUCGUAAGGCCUGCAACUAACAGCUUGUUCGACACAUGGACAAUCACACCUACAAUAAAAGGCGAAAUUCAUCCAGUCUCGAUUCAUACAAUGUCCGAAGUAACGAAACAAGACGGCUAUUUCGUUAGGCCCCGUCCCCAACUCAAGCACUUUCCGGAUAUUUCUUCUGUGAAAUCCUUACUCGCAAUAUCAGAGGAGCCAUCCGAACAAACCCAUCCUUAG